Molecule: messenger RNA, 1407 nt
Organism: Sinocyclocheilus anshuiensis
Lineage: Eukaryota; Metazoa; Chordata; Actinopteri; Cypriniformes; Cyprinidae
Product: SPRY domain-containing protein 3-like
Exons: 8
Coding region: 1-987 (328 amino acids)
Molecular function (GO): protein binding
Source: RefSeq, a predicted model, not a curated record
AUGGCAUGGUUUUUUGUCGAAGCUGUGUUACAAGUCAUUGAUGGCUCUAUCUCUCCUCUUCACAGAAUGUACAACGGCAACCCUGUUGGUCAGCAGUUUGGUCCUAAAUGUAACCGUGGUGACCGGAUUGGUUGCGGUAUCUAUGCAGACACUUUCGAUGCCGGACUUGUCACUGUGUUUUUCACAAAGAAUGGAAAGGAGGUGGGGUCAGUGGUGGUGCCGGUGGCUCCAGAUGGGCUUUUCCCUGCCAUUGGCAUGCACUCCCUCGGUGAGGAGGUACGGUUGGACCUGCAGGCAGAAUGGGGUUCGGAGGAGGACGACAGCGUCAUGAUGGUGGACAGCCAUGAGGAUGAAUGGGCACGCCUGUAUGAUGUCAGAGUCAGUGGCACGCUUCUGGAAUAUGUCGGGAAAGGGAAGAGCAUCAUGGACGUGGGUCUGGCUCAGGCCCGGCAGCCCCUCACGACACAAAGUCACUACUUUGAAGUGGAGAUUGUGGAUCCUGGAGAGAAGUGCUACAUCGCCCUUGGCCUGGCAAGAAGAGAUUACCCAAAGAACAGGCAUCCGGGAUGGAGUCGAGGUUCUGUUGCAUAUCACGCAGAUGAUGGGAAGAUCUUCCAUGGAAGUGGAGUAGGAGACCAGUUUGGCCCUCGCUGUUUUGAAGGGGACAUCAUGGGCUGUGGAAUUAUGUUUCCUCGGGACUACGUGCUGGACUAUGAAGAUGAAAUGGACGACUGGGAUGCUGCUGAUGUACGACCAAAGCAGGGGCGUGUUGAAAACUUGCUGUAUUUGAAUGAUGAAGAUGAGGAAGAGGGAGAUGAUCCAGAACAAGAACAUGAGGGCCGAAAGGUUAUGGUGUUCUUCACCCGGAACGGCAAGAUUAUCGGCAGGAGGGAAGUAGUUGUCCCAGCCGGAGGGUUUUACCCCACUAUCGGGAUGCUCAGCAGCAGAGAAAAGGUGAAGGUGGACCUCCAUCCCCUCAGCGGAUAAUAAACGAGGAACUCCACGUCUCCAAUCCCGCCGUCAGCCACAAACGGAUGGAAAAGACCAAAAAAAUGAUGCUGAGAUUUCUGUUCUCUUUCUUAUGUUUCAAGGCACUUCAAAAUGCAAGUUUAGCACGUCUAACAUGUUCACUCCAAUGCAUGUUUCGUCUACAGCGUUUGUCUCGGCAGCGCCUCAGAGGGGUUUGUGGCAUGAAAUGAUUAAUAUUGGGCCUCAAAAGAACGGUUUAACUGGUGACCGAAAUAAUACUGAUACAUUUUAUUGCAAAUGCGUAGAAAAUAUGAAAUUAUAUAUUUUUAAUGUACAUGUACAUAUGUAAAUUUAUGUAUUGGCUGCUAUACAAACAUUUAUUUAGCGAAAUCAAUCAUGAAUAUUAAUAAACAGCUGGACACCCUAAAGAAAGUUAAA